This is a messenger RNA of Ustilaginoidea virens, 660 nucleotides long. RefSeq lists its product as uncharacterized. The transcript has a single exon. Bases 1 to 660 code for a protein of 219 amino acids. The record is from RefSeq and is a predicted model, not a curated record. Lineage: Eukaryota; Fungi; Ascomycota; Sordariomycetes; Hypocreales; Clavicipitaceae.
AUGGAUACUGCGUCCCUCGCUCCCCUCGACAUCCAGGGCAUGCUUUCCAAAGACGCCGCCGCUGCUCAGCCUUCUCCUCCUCCGGCAUACUCUCCUCACCCGCGCGUCAACCUGCCAGCCGCCGCCGCCGCCGCCGCCGCCGCAAGACCGUCGCAACACAUGGCCUCCCUGCUGCACCAACCCGUCUUGAUGGACCGCGCGCCUUUUGCCUCGCUCAUCCCCCCCAUCCCCGCCCCCUCAGACGCGGACGAGGACGACGGCGACUCGGACCAGGGCCAGUCCCCCAUCUGCUUGCGCAUCAACACCUCGGUCAAAAUCUCGAGCAACCACAACCUCGUCUGCAUCAACGACACCCCCGCCGACCACGCCAACGCCAUUGCCCGCGCCGUCGUCAACGCCAUUCAGGAGAACAGCUCCGGCCACUGCGGCAUCCCCAUGGUCGACGAAGACGGCCGGCCGCGUCCCGUCAACAUCAAGGUCGAUGCUGGCCUCGAGGUCCAAGGAGCCGGCAACAUUGUCGGCAACGAAAACGUCAUCAACCAAGUCCUCGCCAGGCAAUGGAAUCGGCUGCGGCGGCAGAGGGACGAGCCGGAGCUUCACGAUCACGGUCACGGUCAUGAUGCACAUCCGCCCAGCCCUCCGAAACGCCCGAGGUCCUAG